Messenger RNA from Ostreococcus tauri, 300 nucleotides. RefSeq names its product unnamed product. NCBI's taxonomy places the organism in Eukaryota, Viridiplantae, Chlorophyta, Mamiellophyceae, Mamiellales, Bathycoccaceae. The coding region runs from base 1 to 300 and encodes 99 amino acids. The transcript has a single exon. The record is from RefSeq and is a predicted model, not a curated record.
AUGGAGGGGUAUCGCGCGCGGUACGUCGUCCCGGGGAAGUUUGCGCCGUUGAAACACUUCAUGGUGGGCGUGUUCGCGUUGGCGUUCGGAUUGGAGACGUAUCAUCAUCAUAAGUAUCACGGACACGACGACGCGGGCGCGGCGGGGGGCGCGGGCGCGGGUGAGGAGGAGAAGAAGCCGGUGACGGCGGCGAGCGCGCGAGAGCGGGCGGCGCCGGAGCUGGACACGGUGCAGCGGGAGGUUGAGGAGCUCGGGGCGCGCGUGCGGGCGAUGCGAGCGGAGAUGAUGGGACGCGAGUAG